CAUCUCGCCAACCGGUCUUGGGAGAGUAGACGUGCUAAGUUCGCUUGCGGCUGACCUUUCUUUGAUUGUCCUGGUUUCCGUUUGCCCCAGAAUACUGCCCGCUACCGCUGUGACUUGUGUGUUAGGAAAGGCGGGUUGUCACGUUUCUACAAGGCUUUCAACCAAAAGGGAAGACUUGCCUUAGUCCUCGUAGUUGAGAAGUCUCUUAAGAGACCAGAUCAAGAAAAGUAAUUCAAGAAGAAAGAGAAUGGAGUAGGCCAAGUGCGGUGGCUCACACCUGUAAUCCCAGCACUUUGGGAGGCCAAGGCGGUUGGAUCACGAGGUGAAACUGAACCCAGAGCUACACAUACAGCUAAUCUUAUCAAAAUGUGUGGAAGUAAAGCAAUCUGAAGGAAAUUCGGCACCAUACAAUUUACUGACUGAAAUACAUCAUAUUAUUCAUACCAAGAAUAAGAGUGGAGAAGGACCAUUUUUUUUCCUGCUAAAAUAAUGGAUGCAGAAGAACAGCUACGGAAGACAGACUUUUAUUCUGAAUUGCCAAAAGUGGAACUUCAUGCCCACUUGAAUGGAUCCAUUAGUUCUAAUACCAUGAAGAAAUUAGUAGCCCAGAAGCCAGAUCUUCAUAUCCAUGAUCAGAUGACUGUGAUUAACAAGGGAAAGAAAAGAACUUUAGAAGAAUGUUUCCAGAUGUUUCAAACUAUUCAUCAGCUUACUAGUAGCCCUGAAGAUAUUCUAAUGGUCACAAAAGAUGUCAUAAAAGAAUUUGCAGAUGAUGGUGUCAAGUACUUGGAACUAAGGAGCACACCCAGAAGAGAAAAUGCUACUGGAAUGACUAAAAAGAUUUAUGUGGAAUCUAUACUUGAAGGUAUAAAACAGUCCAAACAAGAAAACUUAGACAUUGAUGUUAGGUAUUUGAUAGCAAUUGACAGAAGAGGUGGCCCUUUAGUAGCCAAGGAGACUGUAAAACUUGCUGAGGAGUUCUUCCUUUCUACUGAGGGUACAGUUCUUGGCCUUGACCUCAGUGGAGACCCUACUGUAGGACAAGCAAAAGACUUCUUGGAACCUCUUUUAGAAGCUAAGAAAGCGGGUCUGAAGUUGGCAUUGCAUCUUUCAGAGAUUCCAAACCAAAACAAAGAAACACAAAUACUCCUGGAUCUCCUUCCUGACAGAAUUGGGCAUGGAACAUAUCUCAACUCUGGUGAGGGAGGAUCCCUAGAUCUGGUGGACUUUGUGAGGCAACAUCGGAUACCACUGGAACUCUGUUUGACCUCAAACGUCAAAAGUCAGACAGUUCCAUCUUAUGACCAGCACCAUUUCGGAUUCUGGUACAGCAUUGCCCAUCCUUCUGUGAUCUGUGUAAGACUGAUGAUAAGGGUGUUUUUGCAACACAUCUUUCUCAAGAGUACCAUCUGGCAGCUGAAACAUUUAAUUUGACACAGUCUCAGGUGUGGGAUCUCUCUUAUGAAUCCAUCAACUACAUCUUUGCUUCUGACAGCACCAGAUCUGAACUGAGGAAGAAAUGGAAUCACCUGAAGCCCAGAGUGUUACACUUCUAAGCUGUAAUGAGGUGAACUACUUCUGAGUAUGUGUUGAAUCAAGGUGUUCCUGCUAUGGCAUAUCCCACUUAGUAAAACAGUCCACCAUUUCUUUGAAGCAUAGCAGCCAAGUUCCAUGGGCUCCAUCAUCAGCAACCUUACACCUGGCAGGUGCUCAGUAAAUAUGUCUUCAACUGACACACAAGCUCUCAGGUGCUUACUGGAUGGUACCUGACUGUUGCUAAUUAAAUCCCCAGUCUACCAGUGAUUAUUUUGACUCAGCAGUCCUUCCCCAUUAGUAAUCAUAAAACUUCAGGGAAAUCAAAGUCUCUCAUUUUGAUUUGUUUUAGAAUUACUAGCAUAAGGUUAGGAAAGGCUAAUAUACAUUUUUUGCUUCCUUUGCUGCACAUGCCACCCCAUGUCUUCCACAAAGACUUUACUUAGGUGCAUAGAUGCUCUUGCUCCCUUAACAGUGGGCUUGUUUUCUCUUUCUCAGAAUGUUUGAAGAUAUUUCUUGUUGCUUUUAUCUGAGGAAUGGCAGGUUGGGCAGCAUGUAAUUGUUGUGAGAUAGUUUGACAUCAACUGGGUUUUCACCUGGUAAGCAAGUUGGCCCUUGCCCUGUUCCUUCUGCACAUUCCAUUCUUUUCAUCUGGAGUUUUGAGGGUUGGCUCUGGGUCUUUAAAGUAAGCCUCAGCUGAGUUGGUCACAGUGGCUCAUGCCUUUAAUUCCAGCACUUUGCGGGGCUGAGGCAGGAGGAUUGCUUGAAGCCAGGAGUUCAGAAGCAGUCUGGACAACAUAAAGAGACCGCCCCCCCCCAUCAAUACAAUAAUUUAAAAAA
Messenger RNA from Sapajus apella (tufted capuchin), 2373 nucleotides. RefSeq names its product adenosine deaminase like (gene MAPDA). The coding region runs from base 490 to 1434 and encodes 314 amino acids. Gene Ontology annotation, molecular function: adenosine deaminase activity. Lineage: Eukaryota; Metazoa; Chordata; Mammalia; Primates; Cebidae. The record is from RefSeq and is a predicted model, not a curated record. Gene Ontology annotation, biological process: inosine biosynthetic process; adenosine catabolic process. The transcript has 12 exons.